This is a messenger RNA of Prorocentrum cordatum, 1649 nucleotides long. The record is from the annotation of a GenBank genome assembly. Lineage: Eukaryota; Dinophyceae; Prorocentrales; Prorocentraceae.
CGGGGAACGGGUCGAGACCUCGGGGGGUCGACGCCACGAAAAAGUCAUGUCGUCGGGGGUCUGGGCCCAGAGGUCUCGACCCCUUCCCAGGCACCGGCUGCUCGUCCCGAGCCGUUUGGUUGCCAGUCCCCCGGCCCAGGCAGAGAGGGCCCCCAGGGACAGAGCAUGGCGAGGAGCCUCCCGGCGUGACUUUGCAGGGCCGUCUCCCCCGGAGCCCCCGGCGGGCCUCCGCUGGGCGCUGGCGGCGGGCCCGCUGCCGUCCCCCGAGGCGGCGGGGCGGCGACCCCCUCCGCGGUGACCUCCCUCCCCAGGCGUGCGAACGUCUUGCUUCGUUUUCCCUGCGCGGCCCCCCGGAAGCGCCGACCCUCUCCCCAGACCCCCGACGUCAUGAUUUUUUCAUGACGUCGACCCCCCGAGUUUGUAUGCUUAUGCCACGUAUUGCUCCCCUACUAGUCGACGCAGGUCGUGGUACUGGUCCAUGCUGGCCGUCGCCGACUCGCGCUACUCGGCUCGACGCUCAUCGACGCUGAAGCGACACAACCGCGAGGGUACGCCAGGCUCCGAUGCUUUGCUGCCGAAGCUAUUCGUCUCCCUUCCCCCAGGGCCGGUUUUCCAGCCCGAGUCGUUUGCUGACGGCCCCGAGGCCCCGCGAGGGUUCUCCGCAGGCCGGACCUGGCCCCCCCCUCCCCCCCCGCCGUGAUAUCUUAGCACGGCGCGCGCACGUCCGGGCCGUGGCGCUGCCUGGGCAGAUUGCGCUCCGAGCGGACACCCCGGUCUUCGCCGUGGACUACCGCAAGCCCCCGGACUUCGCCUUCCCGGCCCCGGGCGAGGACGUGCUGCACGCCUACGGCGCGCUGCGGGGCGGCCGGCGCGCCGAGCAGGUGUUCCUGGGGGGGGACACGCCGGGGGGAACCUGGCCCUCGCAGCCGCGAGGGGGCUCGCGGGCCUGGGCGGCCGCGCCCCAGAUGGGCUGGUCUUGCUGUCGCCCUGGGUGGACCUGUCUCGGGGGCGUCCAGCUCGGACUCUUGGCGCAGGAACCGCGACAUCGAUUUCAUCUGCCAGCCUCAGGCGGAGAGCCUUGCGCGGAUCUACUCUCCGAGCGUAGACCUGACGGACGUGCGAGUCUCUCCUGGCCUCGAGACGAGGUGGCGAAGUUGGUGCCCUCCGACGCUCUUGGACUACGGCGGCUGCGAGAGCUUCCACUCACAGAUUGAGCUCAUGAUCGCGUCAAUGAUCAAGGACGGGGUGGAUGUGGACGCCCUGGAGGCAGACGGUAUGGUGCAUUGUUAUCCCCUGAUGGACUUCCUCUGGGGCUCAGACCCCGGGCCCUUCGAGGCGUACUUCGCCCGUGUUGCUCGAUUCCUCCGCCGGUAGACAACAGUUCUCGUUACAUUCUCUUCAUCACUUCUCCCAGUUGUUCUUUGUGCUUGCUGCAGCUCGAGAUCCGCAGGCAGGGGGUGUCCUGAUCAGCCUCUGCGUGCACUCGAUGAUGGGGAUCUCGGUGGAGUCGAUUGUUCUUGUUGAUGUACGUAAGAGGAUCGUAUACAGGUUCAGUCGAAUGAUGCCUUUUACUCCAAGCUUUGAGCGGCGUUGCCGGCAGGUGCUGCGAACGCCCCGCACAUUUGGGAAAGGCGCCACGGAGAGAAAAA